AUGAAAUACGGUAACUAUGGUAAGAUGCCUGGAAAAAUUGAUUUGGCUUGCAUAAAGCAAAAAAAGCCUUCAGCAAAGCAAAAAAGAGAACUCUCACAACUUCGAGAAAUCUUCUCAAAUUUAUCUAUUGAACAAAUUGAAUCUACUUAUAAUGAUCAAAAAUGUAAUUUCGAGUCUUAACUUAUUAACCAUCACGUUUAACGUCUCCUACGGGGUUGCUCUUCCAGGACUACCACCACGCUCUCGUCGCUCGGGGCCCACUAGUUGCUGGGACAACUAGCUUUGAUCUCCAACGCGCGCGCUCCUGCGCGAUGUUCCGGCUUCGACGGCUCACGAUUGAGCUACUUUCUCUGUAACGAGGGUUGUCUGCUGGGAAAUUCCAAAAAAUGGUAUUUUCUGGCCGACUUUCGGCAAAAGAGAAAACUUGUAGCCCGGAGCGAAACUCCCGGUUUCUCGCUAGAGAUUUGCCCGAAUGGCCUAGGGAUUACCUGUAGGCGCUGCUGGGCUUCUCCUUUCCAACUCCAAGCCUCCUCUUCCCUCGAGGUAAAAUCCUAACCCGAGAACGGACUGGGAUCAGGCUCUGUACACUGCCAGAAUUGCUUGCCUGAUAUUGCUGUCCGUCUCUAGCUAGGCAAAACCUUGCCGGAUAUAAUUAAAUAGGGCUCGAAACUGUCUGGCCGAGAGGCCAGACCCAAGUUGAGACGCCAUAUUUAAUUAUAUGUAAUUUCGAGUCAACUUUAGAAAUUCUACAGACAGUUCAAAGUCCUCAAGAGCAAGCAAUGGACUUUUUACAAGGCAUGUUUGGUCAGAACAGUGCUGAAAUGAUCCAAGAAGUUUACCAAUCCUGUGAAGAAAACAUCGAGAAAACGACAGCAUUUCUUAUUGAAGCUAACAAAGAAAUGCUAGUUGAAGGGAAUAAAGAAGAAGAGGCACCUGAAGAAGAAAACGAGUUUGGAAAUAGCGCGAUUGGGUAUGUUAAUAGUCAAGCAUUGAGACGUAGACUAGACGCUGAAGGGCUUGAAAUGAUAUAUGGCAUUUUCCCGAAUAUGGCUCGUGAGGUUAUUAAUAAAACUUUUUAUGGCAACAAUGGGAAUUUUUAUGAGACUGUAAGAAUUUUAAAUGAAUCCUAUCCAAACAGCCACAUUCCUGAAGAACGCAAAAACUCGCCUUCAUCUAAAUCUGCUAAGCCUAAAGACCAAGCCUUCCCAAGCCUAUGCACUCUUCCUAAAUCCAAAACCCCUCAGGGUGUUUGAUCCCAGUUCUCUAAUAACCAUUUUUUAGAUGGCAACAACCUUGAUGCAGUCCGGAAGCUAAAUCUCGUCCUCAAAUGCUUCCCAGCUGUUGAUGAAGAACUAAUAAAAGAAACUUUUUUUCAAUGCGGAGAUGACUACAAAGAAACGGUCGCCACCCUAAAAAUCCUUUUUCCUGAUAACUAUAGAGACCCUCCUCCUGACACUGGGGUUAUCAGGAUAACCCAGCAGUCAUCUCCAAGCAGAAUUAGCCGUGGCGAUACUGAAAAUGUCAGGAUUGUAUAUGGAGAAAGAAUGAGAGACGAAGAAUAUAAUGAAAAAAUCGAAGCUGUGAAUAGAUGGUCCAUGUCAAAUGACAGUGGAUUUUUGAUAGAGUGCAUUUCAUCGUCGAAAAUUUUUUAAAUAAAGGCGAAUUUAACGGUUUUUUCGGUCAAAUGUCCCAUUAUCAAAAAGUUUCAACCAAUUUUAGACCAAAAGUACUUUAAAAUACACUAUCAAAAAAACAUUAUCAUUGGACCUGCACCGAAUAGAUAUAGGAAGCUACAAGAAGCAUAUUUUCAAGGAGCAGGAAAAGCAGCGUCUGUUGGAAACUGGAAUGAAGCAAAAAGGCUCAGCAGUGAAGGGAAAAAAUACCAAGACGCCUUUGAAAAAGUUUAUAAUGAAACUUAUAUGGAAACUUUUAGAAGGAUUAAUAAUAGGCCAGGCGUUAUUGAUUUGCAUGGACUGAGGGUAAAAGAAGCGAUUGAGCUACUGGAAGCUUUUUUGCAUGAGUCACAAGAGGAUGGGCUUAAAAGAGUUGAAGUGGUCACUGGGAAAGGGAUGCACUCCACUCAUGGAAUUGCUAAAAUAAAGCCUGCAGUCGCAGAAUACCUUAAAGAAAAAGGCUAUAAAGCAAGUGAUCUAGAAGGAGGAUACUCCGUUUCGCUUAGCUAA
Blepharisma stoltei is the source of this 2183-nucleotide messenger RNA. NCBI's taxonomy places the organism in Eukaryota, Ciliophora, Heterotrichea, Heterotrichida, Blepharismidae. The record is from the annotation of a GenBank genome assembly.